AUGGUGGAGAUCCCUGCUCAGGGACAGUCGGGGGGUAUUGACAUCCUUUGGCAUGACUCCCAUGUCCAACUCAGUCAUAUCCGUCUUGAUGGUCAGGAAAUCCAUGCUAUGAUCCAGGUACUGGCUGAAGAUGUUGGCAGUCUGACAAAUUCAGUGUUAUCAAAGGUGAAAAGUGCUGAAAGAGCUCUAAGGUCCAUUGGAGCUUUAAGCGCAAAGCGAAAUGCUAUGUUUGGCAUUUAUGGUGCAUUUGACUUGAGCACAAUACAGAGUGUUUCUGGAUACAAGCAUACCUGCAGUAUAUUUCUGACCACCUAUCGGUUUGUUCUUGAAAUCAAUGUCAGUGUCUGUGUUGCUCACGCCUUUGUAUUCCUUCUUCUGCAAGCAGAUUGGUUUUCACCUAAUACAGUGCACAGAUUGGAAAGACAAGUGGUGCCGCAUUUUUUCUCUGGAAAGUCAACUGAACAUACACCAGAAAAAUACAUGGAAUGCAGAAAUUGUAUAGUUGCAAAGUAUAUGGAGUUGCCUGAAAAGCACUUGUCAGUUGCUGAUUGCCAUGGGAUUGUAGCUGGUGUCAGUGCUGAUGAUGUAACUCGAAUUGCAAGGUUUCUUGAUCAUUGGGGGAUCAUCAACUACUGUGCUGUUCCUCCUAAAGCGGAGGCCCUAAAAGAUGUCACAUUGUACGAGGACUCAAACAGUGAUCUCUGUGUUCCAGUGGCUGGUUUGAAGUCUAUUGACAGCUUAGUCCAGUUUGACAAGCCUAAAUGUUGUCUCAAGGCGAGAGAUGUUUAUCCUGAACUUGUGCGUGAUUUUGAUGAUGACUCCGACUUUGACAACUCAAUCCGAGAACUGUUGUCUGAACUACGAUGCAAUUGUUGUUCUCGGCCUGUUUCACUGUCGUACUAUCAGUCACAGAAAGAGAUUGAUAUUCUAUUGUGUUUGGAUUGCUUCCACGAGGGUGGAUUUGUCACUGGUCACUCUAGCUUGGAUUUCGUCAAAGUAAGCUCUAUGAAAGAUUAUGGAGAUCUAGAUGGGGAUACUUGGACUGACCAGGAAACGCUAUUGCUUCUCGAGGGAAUGCAACUCUACAAUGAAAACUGGAAUCAAAUUGCAGAACAUGUUGGCACCAAGUCAAAGGCACAGUGCAUCCUUCAUUUUGUCCGCCUGCCUGUGGAUGGUGCCCCAUUGGAAAAUAUUGAACUUCCAGGUGCAUCUGGUCCCUCAAGUUCUUUUGCGGGUGAAGAUCGUAACAAAUCUUACUCAAAUUUGAACGGGAAUCUUGCAGGACCAAGCACUGAAAACCUUGAUUCUGAUAGCAAAUUUCCUUUUGAAAACUGUGGAAAUCCAGUAAUGUCCCUGGUUGCUUUUUUGGCAUCUGCUGUGGGACCGAGAGUUGCUGCAGCAUGCGCCCAUGCUUCCUUGGCAGCUUUAUCUAAGGAUGAUACUUUAACAUCACUGAACAUGACUCAGAUAGAUGGAUCUACAGCUAAUAACGGGAUCAGUGUAGGAAGAAUUCAUGGAAAGGAUGGAAGUCCUCAUGGAGAUGUUGGAAAUUCUUAUCAGCUAAAAGAUGAAAAGCCGGGAGGACAAGGUCCAUGGGGUCAACACGAUGUUGGAGGUGCUCCAGUAUCCACUGAAAGAGUAAGAGCUGCUGCUAAAGUUGGUCUUGCAGCAGCAGCUAUAAAGGCAAAGCUUUUUGCUGACCAUGAAGAACGUGAGAUUCAACGGUUAUCUGCAAAUAUAGUCAACCAUCAGUUAAAGAGGUUAGAGCUGAAGCUGAAGCAGUUCGCAGAGGUGGAGACCUUGUUAAUGAAAGAAUGUGAACAACUGGAGAGAACAAGGCAACGCUUUGCUGCAGAGCGUGCUCGGAUGAUGACAGUUCAACCUGGUUCAGUUCGAGUAUCCCGACCAAUGGGUGUGUCUGGUGCUGGUGCACCAGUGGUCAGUAACACAGGAAAUAGUAGGCAACAAGCUGUUUCAGGUCCUCUACAACAAAAUUUUAUUUCUGGAUAUGGAAACAACCAACCGAUGCAUCCUCACAUGUCAUUUAUGCCGCAACAAGGGAUGUAUGGAUUUGGCCCUCGGCUGCCUCUCUCAGCGAUACACCCUUCCUCUUCAACACCCGGUAUGUUUAAUGCUCCAGCAAGUUCCCAGCCUGCUCUCAGUCAUUCAAUGCUUAGACCUGUAUCUGGGACAAAAUCUGGUUUGGGUUGAGUGAAGAGAGUGGUUAAGCUUUGGAUUUGCUUCAAUUUAUUUAUCGGUGGUUCUCUUCAUUUCCUCAAUUAUUGGGGCGAGAGAACAAAUGAAUUACAGUUGCAUUGCUCUGUCAGACGGAUUGAGACAUUAUUGAAGCCAAUCGACUGAAGAUGCAGCUCGGACUGACAGUGCACUGGCCUGAUUACCCAAGCAGGUGUGCUCACAUUGGUUGCUGCUUUAUGCAGCUAAACUUAUUUGUAGGAACAACUUGUACUAUAUUUUCGUUUCUACUGUGAAAUAACACUCUUUUGGUAACAAAAGUAUUGAGACUAGGGAUCUAGAAAUGUAGUUUUGUGUAGUACAGGUAAUGAAGAUGGAGAAAACAGGGUAACUGGAGUCUUUAGGUACAUGCCUUUUCGUGAUCAUAGAAGUUGUGUUCAAAAUUGUUGUGUCAAUCCUAGAUUUGUAGUCGCUCUGUAACCAAUUUCCUGAGUAAUUUAACUAAGUGCGGUUAAACUGCACCUGAGCUUCAAAACA
This is a messenger RNA of Nicotiana attenuata, 2730 nucleotides long. Its product is annotated as SWI/SNF complex subunit SWI3C. NCBI's taxonomy places the organism in Eukaryota, Viridiplantae, Streptophyta, Magnoliopsida, Solanales, Solanaceae. The record is from RefSeq and is a predicted model, not a curated record. Gene Ontology annotation, molecular function: protein binding; zinc ion binding. The transcript has 12 exons. Bases 1 to 2211 code for a protein of 736 amino acids.